AUGUGGGGGCCGCUGCCCCCGGUCACCUGCCUCUCCCCGCAACUCUCCAGGUUUCGCUUUCCUCAUCCCCCCGGCUUCAAAAUAUGGCCUGAUCUUGCCGUGUAUCGCCAUGCGCUCUCGAACCGGCUGUCUGACAUGCCGAACCCGAAAGCUCAAAUGUCAGCAUCUCUCCCCAACCCUUCGCUCCGUCUUGCUAACCGUAUUCUAGGCGACGAGCAGAAACCGCAAUGCUCACAAUGUCGCAAAGGAGGGCGCCAAUGUCGGCCCAGUGAAGGCAUCGUGUUUCGCCACCAGCAGAACGCGUCCAUGAACAACCAAGGCGAAGAAAAUCCAGAGGUCGUCUUUGUCGAUAAUUCCGAUCCAUAUGCCGAUGAACUCGAGACCUCACUCGCCGAGUCGAAUGCGAUGGCUUUGGCACAGUCCCGAAACCAAAGAUGGGAGAGUGGCUCAAGAGCAAGCGAUGCAGGCUCACAAACCAUGGACGCUUUAUCGGCUGUCGGAUCCCAUGAGCGCUACCCAUACUCGCCCUUGGACCAUCCUUCUGCCCCGGAUUCCGUCUCAUACCCUUCGCCGAAACGAUCACGCAGCAGUGCAAUGCUUCCACCGGUGUCACCAUCCAUGUCGCUUCCCUCCAUCUCGCUCUCUACCAGCAGUCACAACACCAACCCUAAUCACAACAACAUCAACUUCCUGUUGAACCCGUCGUCUCAGUCCAUAUCCCCUUCGAUUGCUUCCGCCUCCGUGCAUACUCCCCGACCCCAAGAACUCCUCCCUUCCAUCCAGACCAGCACUUUCAAGAUCGUCGCCUUCCUUCUGCGGCAUUACUCCGAGGGGCCUGGACUUUGGAUGGAUCUUUAUGAUCUUGGGACGUAUUUCGCAUCAGAUGUCCCAGUGAGGGCGACCUCCAACCCCCUCUUGAAAUACGCAGCUUGUGCAUACGCUGCUAAGCAACUUGGCCGAGUCAAAGGCGCCAAGACGCAGAUGGGUGGGACCUGCACCCGUCAAGCAGCCAUGGAGGUCUGGUCUGAUAAGAACAUCGAUUUCUUGUGGUGCGGUGCCAAAUAUUACGAAAAGGCCAUCCAACUGCUCCAGAAAGAAUUGCAGCCUGAUCCCGAUGGACCGCCGCCCCUGAGCACCCCGGAAGCCUUUGGGCAAUGGCAGGCGAACGAACUGUGCGACGACGGGCAGAACCCAAACCCUCGUAAGCGCCGGAGACGGUUGUCUAACAAUCGACUUUCGCACGGCGUUCACUCCGACGAAGUACUGGCGGCGACGGCCAUUCUAUCGGUGUAUGAGUUUCUUGAUGCGACUGGCCAGGCGUGGAGUCGGCAUCUGAGUGGCGUGAAGUCAUUGCUUGACGUGGCAGAGAUCGGCGUAAUGCCACUCGAGUCGCGGUCCUCGGACGGCGAUAGUCCUUACCAGACUAUGAAGAAGUCUGGGUUCUCCAAGGCUCGAAAAGCAGCCUUUUGGAAUUUCGCGCGGCAAGACUAUCUAGCAGCCUUAAUCAAUGAAUGCCACACGCGACUGAACACCGAGGACUUGGCUCUAUGGACAGAAGCUGGGUUGCAGAUUGACCAAAUGGGUUUCAUCCGCCCGAGCAACACUGCAGCCAUAGGAUACCCCGAAGGCGACGACAUAAUGAAGGAAGAUCUGAUAUGUAACGCGUUGGUGUGGAUAUUAUCGAAGAUCGUCAACUUUGUCAGCUCAGGAGACACCCUGGGCGUGAAUGGUAGCCGGGCUGCCCACAGUGUACCCCUUGGAGUAUCGCAACAAAUGCUUUUGGAGCGGUGGCAUCGUCUGGAGCUGGAGCUCGAUCACUGGUAUAAAGGCCUGCCAGACACAUUCCAGGCGUGUGCCCGCAUUGAACCAGCGAAGCUCUCGCAUUAUAUCCCAGCGGAGGAAGCGAAGGACCUGGUUACCCUGCAGGAGGUGUGGCACAGUAUUCCCAUGUGCGCGUCAAGCAUGCAGCAUUAUCAUAUGGCUCGCAUCCUGCUGCUGGUCAAUAAGCCACACGGGGCCACGAGCCACCGAAACACGAUCAAUAUGCAGCUUCAGUCAUAUCGAUCCAUCGAGGUCGAGAUCGGGUUUCAUAGUCGUGAGAUUGUGGGGAUUGCCCUCUCGCGACCUGUUGGAAGCGUGCGCAUCAACUCGUUGCAACCCUUGUUCGUCAGCGGCCAGUGCCUGACCGAUGCCCGUGAGCGCCGAACAAACAUUCGGCUGCUGCGCGCGAUCGAGAGUGACCUCGGCUGGGCCACUGAGUAUCGUGUGCAACAAUUGCUGAAAGAAUGGGGUUGGGACGAGAGCUUUCUCCAGACCAGCGGGACGUGA
Penicillium chermesinum is the source of this 2328-nucleotide messenger RNA. RefSeq lists its product as uncharacterized. Gene Ontology annotation, biological process: positive regulation of transcription by RNA polymerase II. Gene Ontology annotation, cellular component: nucleus. NCBI's taxonomy places the organism in Eukaryota, Fungi, Ascomycota, Eurotiomycetes, Eurotiales, Aspergillaceae. Gene Ontology annotation, molecular function: transcription cis-regulatory region binding; DNA-binding transcription factor activity. The record is from RefSeq and is a predicted model, not a curated record. The transcript is spliced from 6 exons. Bases 1 to 2328 code for a protein of 775 amino acids.